This is a messenger RNA of Myzus persicae (green peach aphid), 6148 nucleotides long. RefSeq lists its product as uncharacterized. NCBI's taxonomy places the organism in Eukaryota, Metazoa, Arthropoda, Insecta, Hemiptera, Aphididae. Bases 159 to 4571 code for a protein of 1470 amino acids. Gene Ontology annotation, molecular function: protein-containing complex binding; monoatomic ion channel activity. The record is from RefSeq and is a predicted model, not a curated record. Gene Ontology annotation, cellular component: membrane. The transcript is spliced from 17 exons. Gene Ontology annotation, biological process: transmembrane transport; monoatomic ion transport.
CAAACGUUAGCCUAUACGCGCCGCGAUCCUAAACGAUGAUGACGAGACGACCAUGAGCUUAUUACGCGGUAACCGUUAUAGUUAAACGUUUUGAUAAUAUAAUGGCUAAUCUGGCUUAAACGUUGAAUUCGUUCGCCAAGGAAACUAUCGAAGGCAUUAUGAAACUCAGCGUCACCUCAUUUCGAGCUCACUCAUCAGCUCAGAAAAAAAUAUUAAAAUAUCAAAAUCAGCUCAACUACGUCACAACUCAUUGUCCUAUUGUACCAAGUAUAAAUUCUCAAUCCUCAUCGUUUAACGUCAGACAAAUGAUGGUCGACAGUACGGGAAUGAGAACGGACAAUAUAAAGCCAGGAACGCCCAUUACGUCUGAAACGUCCAGCUCAAAAAAUACCAAUGAUAGCUCCAGUGGCAAUGUCAAAAACAGUUCAACAACUGUGGAAAAGAUUGUACCAUCCAGAAGCAGGAGCAAUCAGAGAUGGAUGAAACUCAGAACCACAGUGCAGUUGUCCAGUGCUAUAUCUUCGACAAUAAAGACAUCGAAACCGACGCUGCAGAGAGAGGAUUCAUUCAUCAAACGGUUUUCCACUCGGCAAGUGGCCGAAAAGCAGGAGACGUUGGACACCGGCGAUGACGGCGAAUGCAGUUCCGGCUCGCAGGACAACAUCGAGUACGUUCGCCGGAAACGCCGGUUGCGCCGGAAGCAAAACAAACUGCCGUGGUCCGUGGUCAACCCGGACGAGAACUUCUACUUCAACUGGCUAAUGGUGUUGACGGGCUGCACUCUGUACAACCUGUGGACGGCCAUCGUCCGGCAAAGCCUGCCCGAGCUGCAGCGCAUGGCUUCCCCGUGGUGGUCGGCCAUGGACGCGUUCAGCGACAUCGUGUUCCUGCUUGACGUAGCCGUCCAGUUCCGCACCGGCUACCUGGAACAAGGCCUGAUGGUGUACAAUACCAGCAAGCUGGCCGGUCAUUACAUCCGGUCCCGGUCGUUCCUGUUCGAUCUCAUAGCGCUCACGCCACUGGAUCUAAUACAACUAAAGAUCGGCGUGCACCCCAUACUCCGGUUCCCCAGGUUCAUCAAGGUGUAUAGAGUGUACGACUAUUACUACAUGGUGGAAUCGAGGACGGUCUACCCAAACUUUUGGAGAGUGAUCAACCUGAUUCACAUUUUAUUGAUACUGGCUCAUUGGUUUGGGUGUUUCUAUUAUCUGUUAUCCGAAGCGGAAGGAUUCAAAGGCGAUUGGGUGUACCCGUACAAGCCGGGUGACUAUGCGACGUUGACUAGAAAAUAUUUGGGAUCGUUGUACUGGUCAACUCUGACGCUGACCACCAUCGGCGAUCUACCCACACCAGAAACUAAUGCUGAGUACGUUUUCACCAUCGUCAGCUACUUGAUCGGAGUCUUCAUAUUCGCCACCAUCGUUGGGCAGGUGGGCAACGUGAUAACGAACAGAAACGCAAACCGAUUGGAGUUUGAACGGCUGUUGGACGGCGCCAAGUUGUAUAUGCGACAUCACAAGGUGCCAAGCGGCAUGAAAAAAAGAGUGCUGAGAUGGUAUGACUACUCGUGGUCCAGGGGACGUAUUCAAGGAGGUGGAGAUAUAAACACGGCGCUGGGUCUUCUUCCGGACAAAUUGAAAACCGAACUGGCGUUGCACGUCAAUCUGGCGGUUUUGAAAAAAGUUACAAUAUUUCAAGAAUGCCAACCGGAAUUCCUACACGAUUUAGUUCUCAAAAUGAAAGCUUACAUAUUUACACCUGGGGAUUUAAUAUGUCGGAAAGGAGAAGUGGCCAGAGAGAUGUUCAUCAUAGCAGACGGAAUCUUAGAAGUUAUUAGUAGUGAAACUGGACAUGUUCUGACAAUAAUGAAAGCUGGCGAUUUCUUUGGAGAAAUUGGAAUUCUCAACUUGGAUGGAUUUAAUAAGAGAACUGCUGAUGUUCGGUCAGUAGGAUAUUCAGAGUUAUUCAGUUUGUCUCGUGAAGACGUUCUUGCCGCCAUGAAAGACUACCCCGAAGCACAAGAUAUUCUUCAAACCCUCGGCAGAAAGCGUCUAAUGGAAGCAAGGAACGCAAAUAAGAUCGUUGCAGAUCGGAUAAAAUCUCGGGCUGAAGCUGCAGAAAACUGUAGUGGAAUCGUUGAAAAAAUUCGAUGUGAUGUCAAAGGACUUCGAAAUGCAUUUUCAAAAGGACGCCGAGGCACUAGAGCUGUAGUUGAAGAGAGCAUGGAGUUACAGCCAUUAACCAGUAGUGGUCGCAAAUCAGAAAACACCAGUAGUAAAAGUAUUUUAAGAAGAAUGCCCCGGGUAUGGAGCGAUGAGUUAGCUUCGGGAACUGAUCACAGUGAUGAAGACCCAAGGCCGAUAUCGCCGGGUAUUCCAAUACUAAAUAAAGCAAAAUCGGAUAGAGAACCGCGUGCUAACGAGUCUAAGAAGUGUUUACUAUCACCCCCACCUGCUGUGUCAGAAACGGUUCGAAAAGAAUCAACGAAUCAAGAAGUAAUCGGUGCCGGACUUCCGUUAUUGCAGAGACUGUUGAUUCUCAAACAAAAAAAUGAACAAGAAGCGAUGACGCAAAGUAAACCGAAGAAGGUCGACCUAGAAGUACCCGAAAGUACACCUAAGGUAAAAUCGAACGUGAAAUUAAAAACUCCGAAAAAAGAAAACACAAAAAGCAUAAGCCUAAAGCAACGGCUGUCGGAGGUACACACCAGGCAGCGAAAACAGACGGCGAAUACGAAAUUGUGGACGCUUUUGAAAAAAGCGACGGUGCUUACGCCAAAAGCCAAGUUGCAAGACUUAAAAGCCGAUAGUGAGGUCCCACGCGACACGUCGUCUAUUCAAUCAAACUUGAAACCCACAGCCGAUGUUUCACAUAUAAACAGUGGAGGUUGCGAACACAAGUUUAUUGUAAUGUGCCAAAAAUUAGAUGAUCAAUACAAACAGGGCUCAUUGAUUGCUCAAAACAUAUCGGCUCACAAUAGUUUAACCAAUAAAUUUACUGAAAAUAAUAUUAAUAAGGAAAAAUGUGAUAUUAGAAUAGUGCAUAGGCCAAAAGUGUUGCAUUUAGACGGCAAGAAAAGAUGUUACGAUUCGAUCAACGAUCUGUCACCCGAGUAUUCCGGUUUGUCGUUCGUCAAGAAAUUGAAAAUAUUGAACGAACGACAAAAGUUGGCAGAACUAGAAGAGAAAGCGUUCUUGAGAAGUUCCAGCCUGGAUUCGUCCGGAUGCAGGGCUUUGGACGUUUCGUAUGGCAGUCAGUUAACACGGAGUCACUCGGAAGCGGUAGCCCUGGAGGUGGUACUGAGAAACCAAAAUUCGCGCAAACAAGAACCGUUGGGGUGCAGCACAACACCGGUAGAUGAGUGUAACGAAACAGCCGAGCGGAUACGGCUUAAGAAUAUACUUAAAAAGUUGUCAUCAAGCUGUUUCGGCAACGACAGAGCGAACCAGUUGAUGACUUCGCAGACCAUAGAAGGAUAUGCUGCCAGACACUCCAAAUUGACUAGAAAUGUUACGUUCAACCAACGCCGCACAAUAGAAUCUUCGCCAGAUUCUUGUAGCUCCUUAUUUGAAUUUCCCGACAGCAUAACCCCUCAGUGUAAAAAUCCCGAUCUUAUACCAAUAGAUUUGUCUCAUAAGACUGACUUGCUAGAGUCUUCCCAAAGAACUUCAAAGCAUACAAAACUGUCCAAACGAAUGUCCACCAACUCUGCAGUGCAGUACGUGUCGAGUCGGCCGGAUAUUCGACAAAACUGUUACGACGAAAUAUUGAAUGGUGUAAAAACAAUUGUCGAGAAAUGUCUAACAGAUAUUGAAGGAAAAUAUCGAAAUAAAAUAGAUGAACUCGAAUCUGAAAUAAAUAAACGCGAUUAUACAAUAAGCACACUAUGUGAACAAUUCAAUCAGAAACUUUGUGAUCAACCCGUCGACGAAGGAAAAUUAGGAUCAUUACUUGAUAAUUAUUCAAAAAAUAUAGAAGAAGACGAAGAAAAUCCAUUUAUAAGAAAUGAUUCUGUGGAUACAGUCAUGUGUCCAAAGGUAUCUUCGUUCAACAGUUUGUCCCCAUUUGGUAUGGACGACCCGAGGUGUUACAACCCAAAUUCCAGUAGCCCUCCGUUGUUCUCGAGUAAGUCUUGGGAAGACCGGUCGGAAGAAGAGAACCUGGAACUUCGAGAUUUGCCCAAGUCGAUUAUCCCAGAACCGUCGUGGCAACACGACGAGACCAGAAUCGACAUGAAUUGUACGGAUGACGAAGAAGAAGAGUUUCCUCCCAGGUGGGAGAACUGGGAAGCGGAAAUGUUAGUGGGGCACACUAGCCACAACGAUCUCCACGCUGGCCCAGGGCUUUUGAGCCGAAGGUCUUUGGACGAAAAUAGUAUGAUCAUACACAGAGGACUUCAGGGACGGAGGAGGUGUUUGUCGAUUGACAAUGUGCCGUUUUCCAAUUCGAUACUAAGAAAUUUUGGACAAUACGUCCGUUUGGGGGGCAGUUCGUCACAAACGCCUUCGCCCGACAUACUUCCGACUAUAUCGAAGAGUUGUUUUUCGUUAGUAUCGCAGCCCGAAAAUUAAAUCAAUAUAAACCGAUUAUUAUUAUUAUUAUUAUGAUUAAUGAUUAUGAUUAUUAUUAUUAUUGUUGUUGUUGUUAUUGUUAUUCUUUUUGGAUAGUACGAAAUUUUACCAUAACAGGAUAGUUGCAUGGUUUUAUCAUGACUAUAUUAUUAUAAUUGUUUGUACCUUAAUAUUUUAGUAACACACGAAUUUAUUUUUUAAUUUUCGGAACAUGAUGUACUAUAUUACUAUAACAUAGUACCUACACUAUAGUUGCCACUGCAGCAUUGUGCUAGGUACCAUAAACAUUUACCAUUAAAUAUGUUGAAAAUAGGGACCAAUAAAAAUUCAAAUUUAAAUUUCCAUUGUAUUCAAUGACAUAGAAGUGCAUAUUUGUCUCCUGAUACUAUGAAGUACUUAUGCAGUAUUGAAUGUUUAUUACAAUAUAUAUUUUUUUAUUAGUAUUUAUUCAAAAUCUGUUGAGACAAAUUGCAUUGUAUGUAAACGUAUGAAAUAUUUGGUUAGUGGCAAAACACUAUUUGUUUUUGGAAAUGAUUUCGGAUUCAUAGGUAAAUAAUAAAUAGUUAGAUUUUUUUUACAUUGUUCACAAUUUCGGAAUAACCUAAAAUAUUAUUUCAACAUGAAAAGUAAUUCAAACAAAUUCUUUUAUACUCCAUACUUAUUUUUUAGUCAGGUUUUAGAUGACAGUGAAAUACGUAUUAUGGGUAUGAAACGUAUAUGUAAACAUUUAAUUUAAAAAUAAACUUUGUGUCUUACACACACGUUUCCGUACAUUAUUAGUCGAGAUUCGUAGUAAAAAAAUAGUCCCAAUUGUUUAAAAAAUAUCUUCGGUUUAUUUAAGAUUAUUUUUUAUCCCGCACAAAACAUAAACGUUUUUCAAACAAUUUUUUAUAUUUAUUUUGACAUUUUAUCAAAUUUGAGUGAUUGUAUUCUAAAACACAACCCAAAUUUUUUUUUUAUUAUUUCGCUAAAUAAUUUGGUAUUCAUGAACAAUUUCGUAUGGCAAAAAGUACGAUAUUACUAUGCAACUACUCUAAUCCUGUUAUAAAUUGCAUUACGCUUGAGAAUUGACCUAAUUUUAGUUGUUAUUAUAUAUGUUUGAACAUUAAUGAUAUCCAUAAGCAUUGAUGAUUUUGAUCGGAAAAAUUUGGUAUUAAUUUGGUCACAACAACUGAAAAACUAAAAAUUGAAUAUUUAUGUAUUCAUAAUACAAAACAAUAAAAAGUCAUUAUGGCGAUGGUCAGAUCAGAAUGCGGGUCGACUGUCGCUGAAACAAACGUCCACACCUCGAUAACUCCAAUGCGAAUUGGUAUUUGAUAUUUUUCCACACCUAACCACAUAUAUUUCCAGAAAGUUUUCUCUCCGGUAUUAUUCAUUAUCUUGUUAUUGUAAUAUUAAAUGUAAUUAGUUUACUUAGGCUAACUUAAUUCUGGUCAUGUUAUUAUAGUAAAAUUGUUAUUUGUUAUAACUGACUUAUAAGUAUAAAAAACAAAACGUUAAAAGUGUAAGUAAUUUUUAUAAAAAAAAAAAAACGUGAGAUCUUAAGCAGAACUGUACAACUUAAUAACGAAACUGAU